This is a messenger RNA of Saxophila tyrrhenica, 393 nucleotides long. RefSeq lists its product as uncharacterized. Gene Ontology annotation, molecular function: protein kinase activity; ATP binding. The record is from RefSeq and is a predicted model, not a curated record. The transcript is spliced from 2 exons. Lineage: Eukaryota; Fungi; Ascomycota; Dothideomycetes; Mycosphaerellales; Extremaceae. Gene Ontology annotation, biological process: protein phosphorylation. The coding region runs from base 1 to 393 and encodes 130 amino acids.
AUGUCGUGUAGUGUCAACCUCGUCAGAUCUCGCCGCUCCGGCACUCUAUACGUCGAGAAGCGUAUCCCGGCCAGCGGGGAAAUGAAGAAGUACGCUCGGGCCAAGCUGGAAGAACUCGUGCGGUUCGGCCGGGCGUCGCGCCAUACCACUUAUCUCGUCGACGACUAUCGGGAGCGUGGGCACAUCGUGUUGAUACCGGAGUACUGCGAUUUGGGUUCGUGUAACGACUUGAUGGAGGACACGGACGGCAUUCCACUACCCGAAGAUUACCUAUGGCACAUCCUCAAAGACAUUGCGAAAGGGCUGGUGUUCAUCCAUCGAGGCAUCGCAGACUCGACAGGCAUUCCGUUCCACCUGAAGCCAGGACAUUUUCCUCUCCACGACUGGUCAUAA